CUGACCAGUCCCCUUACAUAGAAGCGAUCGUAAAUGCAGAUUUUGGUUCGAAAAAAUCUAGCGACGGAGUUGAGUACGAAAAUGUUCAGUGGAAGCAAGUAAUCAUCGGACAAAGUCAGCAUGAUAACGGUACUAUUAAGAACGACCACCCAUUUUAUGGAAGGAUUUCGAACUUAAACUUCUGGUUUAACUCUCUCACUGAUGACCAAAUUACACAUUGGUACAACAGUGGUCAGAAAAUUUACAUGCCUAACAUUCUAAAAUGGCCAGAACUUGGUUCUUCUUCGAAAAGAUUUGGAGACGUUCAUUUUGUAAAGGUCACUUCUGCUGAGAGACAAUGGCGUAACAUUUCGGAUGGUGAGUUGGAUGUACAAAAUACGACUAAUGUUCUCGCAACGAAAACUGUUGAAAGUGGAUCCGGAGUAGUUAUCGAAGUCGAGAGUCAGUCACCAGUCUCAUGUAUUGGAAGUGAUGGAAUUGAUUCGGCCACAGUUGACGGCGUGUUUAUAUCUGUACCUGGAAGCUGGAAACGAAUCAGUUACAAGCAAACGUUCUUGGAAACUCAGAAGUGUUUUGCAUUUUUUGGAAGCGUCCCUAACUGGGCCACUGGUAUUUUCACUCCGGGUGUUUCAGAAUUCGACCUUAGUCUGGAUGAGCUUUGGAAAGAAGAAUAUCUUGGCCCAAAUGGUAAUCAUUUUGAUGGUGUGAAUACUUUGUGCGGGGAUGAGCACUUCUGGAUGGUAAAUCACCCGAACACACCAGUAGCUGGAGUCAGUUUAAGACGAAAAGGCAAUGGGUCAAGUGCGGGGAUAUCCACCUUUGGCAAGUGUGGGAAGUUCAAGUUCAAGAUUUCUGAUAUUGGUGUUCUACAAUGAAAAUUCAGUAUCAAGUCCUGGCUAAUCCAAGUUGUUAUUGUCGACACAAGUUGCAGUCCUCUCCCCAUGCCGAUGCUUUUGAUGUCACGACAGAAAAGUCACGUGGCAUCCCAAAGAACGACAUGGAAGGAGAUUAAACCCGUUGCUCGUUGCUGCCUUUUAGCGCGUUAGACUGGCCAGGACUUGAGCCCGCGUCAGUUCAAUCGAAAAGUUUGUGCAGUAAAUUACCCUUAAGCACAUCAGCACUAUGAAAGUAAAUUGCACUGAAAGCUGAGCUGGAAAUCACUUCACGUUGAAACAAUCGUCGACAUUGAUAGAACACAGACAUCAACUGAACACAG
Stylophora pistillata is the source of this 1216-nucleotide messenger RNA. RefSeq lists its product as uncharacterized. The record is from RefSeq and is a predicted model, not a curated record. NCBI's taxonomy places the organism in Eukaryota, Metazoa, Cnidaria, Anthozoa, Scleractinia, Pocilloporidae.